UAAAAGACCCUUCGUCUUCAUCGACGAAGGUCCUAACUUUUCUUAUAAUAAUAUUUUAAAAGGGGUUUAAUAUCAUAUUAUUUCAUAUUCAUUAGUAAAUCUGAGAUAGUUGAGGAACAAAAGAGUGAAGAAAAAAUGGCGUCAUCACAAGCACUCAUUGAUAAGGCGAAGAAUCGUGAAUUUUAUCAAAAUUUCUGGCGCACUGAUCUCUUGAACACCAUUAAAGUUGAUCCCGGAUAUUGGUGUUUUGCCUUGUGGUGUUCACCAUGUGCAUCCUAUUUGCUUCGGAAACGAGCUUUAUAUGGUGAUAUGAGAAGGUAUAAGUGUUGCGCUGGUUAUAUGCCUUGCAGUGGUAGAUGUGGAGAAAGUCGUUGCCCUGAAUUUUGCCUUGCAACUGAGGUUUGUUGUUGCUUUGGAACAUCAGUGAGCUCAACUCGCUUCUUGUUACAAGAUGAACUCAACAUAAAAACGACGAAAUGUGAUAAUUGCAUUAUAGCUUUCAUGGUCGUCCUCGGAUAUCUUGCUUGCCUAUGUAGAAUUCUGGCUGUAGUUACUGGAGACGACGAAAUUGAGGAGCUUGCUCAUGUGUUAACAUGCAUGUCUGACACAGUUUAUUACUCGGUUUGUGCAUGCAUGCAGACACAACACAAGAUUGAAUUGGACAAAAGAGAUGGCGAGUUUGGUCCAAUGACAGUGCCACCAGUUCAGCAGAUGUCACGACUUGAUCAGCCGUACGCGCCCACAGUUGGAUAUCCUCCGUCAUAUGGUGCACCACCGCCUUACGGUCAACCACCACCACCGCAACAAGGUUAUCCGGCUCCUGGUUACCCACCAGCCGGAGGUAAUUAUCCUCCUGGAGCUUAUGCGCCAGCACCAGCACCAGCACCAGCACCAGGCUACUGGCGAUGAAGUUUUUCAAGAUUUAGUACUUGUGUCAUUUCAAUCUACUAAAGAAGCAUUCACAUUUUGCUUGUCCUGAGGUUGUCUAUGUACAUUUCCCUGCUCAUGAAAAAUGUGUAGUAGUCUUUUUUGUAAUUAACAAAAUAACAUAACAUUUUUGUGUAUUAUAGAGUUGAGUUAUUUUUGGUGUUUGGAUAUUACAUU
Messenger RNA from Nicotiana tabacum (common tobacco), 1104 nucleotides. RefSeq lists its product as uncharacterized. Lineage: Eukaryota; Viridiplantae; Streptophyta; Magnoliopsida; Solanales; Solanaceae. The record is from RefSeq and is a predicted model, not a curated record.